Molecule: messenger RNA, 732 nt
Organism: Parascedosporium putredinis
Lineage: Eukaryota; Fungi; Ascomycota; Sordariomycetes; Microascales; Microascaceae
Source: the annotation of a GenBank genome assembly
AUGGUCACGGUGCUGGACAGCUCACACGGUCUUGAAUAUGGAGAGACGGUUAAGGAGAAUCGGAAAAGCUAUGCGAAACUUCAUGGCUACGAAACCUUUUUCGCGCAUGUUGGAGACUACGAUCUCCUUGGGUCGCCAAUGUCCUGGACAAAGAUUGUUGCCAUGAGGCAUGCCCUGAAUAAAUUUCCCAACUGCCAGUACAUCUGGUUCCUCACCCAAGACGCCUUCAUCAUGAACCCCGCCGUCUCCAUCCAUAAAGAUAUCAUGGCUUCGGACAAGCUCGAGAACUUGAUGAUUCGUAACCAGCCGGUCGCCCUUCCGGAUAGCAUCAUCAAGACGUAUUCUCACCUCAAGCCUGAGAAUGUUGAUGUCGUGGUCACGCAGGACUUCGAGGGCAUGUCUGCAGAUAGCCUCAUUAUCAGAAACAGCGAGUGGGCCGAGUUUUUCCUCGACAGCUGGUACGACCCGCUCUAUAGAAGCUACAACUUCCAGAAAGCCGAGACGCACGCCCUGGAACAUAUCGCACAAUGGCACCCCACCAUCCUCUCCAAACUUGCUUUGGUUCCCCAAUCAACUCUCAACUCGUACAGCCGGGCAACUCUCGGGGCCAAAUACUCGACCGGUGACUUCGUGGUUCGGUUUGCCGGUUGCACUAAAAUGGGAAACACGGCUUGUCACCAGGAAGCGGGGCGGUACAACGAGCUUAGGCGUAACGCAUUUGCCAACGCUUAA